AUGCUCAGUAACCCACUGCGAACCGCUCUUCGUGCUCUUCGUCGGGCUUCUCGUCUUCGUCGUGUUCAUUCUGCCCCGGCAUUAUCAACAUCGAAUACUCCUCAGGACUUCGAGGCCACUUUGCAUCCACAAGGAACCCAAAAUCAUGGUUCUUGCCUGGCCAAUCGUCUUGCAACAAAUGCGCAAGUGGAUAUCCUGGCGUCCAGCAGUGCAAUCGAACAAACCGAUGUCGGCCAUUCGAACACUACCUAUAGCACUGCCUGUGACCACAAUGAGCCCUCCGUCUCACUUAAUGAAGAUCGAUUAGAUCUGGUAGAGGCCGAAACAGAGCUCGAAGACGACUCCGAAGAUGAGGUCGAUCUCCCGCUUAUUCCCCCGUAUGCCGUGGUCCCCACUUCACCAUCAACUAGAAUUAUUUGCCCUGACUCCGGAAGACCCGCACGACGACUCGCCCUGUAUGACAUUGGCCAAAUCCUCGGAGAGGCGAUGGCACGAACACACCCUGACUGGAUGGCCAGGAUGGCGAGAGUGUACGAGAACGCCGGGGUUCCUUCGAGGUCGACGACGACAGUCACCGUCUCAGAGUGGGAGUUCGACAAUUGUGCGGUCCAGAUACCGGUCGUCAUGCAGGGAGGAAACCCGUUUGGACAGGCUGUGCCAUGGGAGGAUGACGAAGGGGCGGAGGAAGAGGGAGCGCUUGAGGCUGGUCAAGGCGAUGAAUGGGAAGGGGAGGUCACAUACGACGUGGAGCCUCAGACGGUCUUAGAGGCGAUUCCAAGAGCGUUUCUGGAGGGAUAG
Molecule: messenger RNA, 798 nt
Organism: Stereum hirsutum FP-91666 SS1
Lineage: Eukaryota; Fungi; Basidiomycota; Agaricomycetes; Russulales; Stereaceae
Exons: 1
Coding region: 1-798 (265 amino acids)
Source: RefSeq, a predicted model, not a curated record